GAAAAUGGCCAGACCGAUGGACUGGCAACUUUUGGAAAGAGACCGCCUGGGUGAUAAUUGAGCCGUCCCGGGCUGCCGGACGGUCCUUAUUCGUACCCUGCUCUUAGACGCUGACAUGUUAUUUACCGAAGAUCAUAUUGGGUUCCUUUUCCCAACUACAUAUGGCACAUCAACGGAAACCAUAAGCUCAUGGGGAUUCAUUAUACAUGGAGGAAUUGAUGGACAAUCUCGUCUUUGUGUAUUCUUGAAAUGUGGUACAUCUAACAAAUCACAAGUUGUUAUGGAGCAUUUUAUGGAAGCAGUCGACACUUAUGGCUGUCCUCUUCGUGUGCGUUCCGAUUAUGGAACCGAGAACGUUGAAGUAGCACGAUAUAUGAUUGAAACAAGAGGACCUAACAGAGGCAGUUUCCCGACAGACAAGUCAACUCACAAUCAACGAAUAGAGAGGCUGUGGAGGGAUGUCCGUGAGUGCGUGACCAGCAUUUUUUCAGACAUUUUCCAUUUCAUGGAGGAUGAAGGAAUUGCCAACAGGUAUGAUGAGCUGCAUAUCUUGGCCAUGCAUUAUGUCUUUUGUCCCAGGAUAAAUAGAGCCCUUGAAGAAUUUAGGGAACAAUGGAACAAUCAUCCUAUGCGAACAUCUCAAAACAGGAGUGCAAGUAUGCUUUGGUAUGAAGGGAUGCUGAGGAAUCCCACCCUCGUCUAUGAUGGGCCAGUCGAAUUUAAUGAUUCUGAUGAGCCCGUGCCAAACAUUACCACCAAUAACAAUGUCCAAGUCCAUGAACUGUCGCUUCAACUUACUCCAGAUAUCAUUGAGAUUCUUAACAACCAAACUGACCCACUCGUUGAAGAUGAAUGUUGA
Molecule: messenger RNA, 859 nt
Organism: Lingula anatina
Lineage: Eukaryota; Metazoa; Brachiopoda; Lingulata; Lingulida; Lingulidae
Molecular function (GO): nucleic acid binding
Source: RefSeq, a predicted model, not a curated record